GUUUCGUAUCUUGUCUGUCAUUGAUUAUUUCCUUCUUUUUCUUUUUCCUUUCACAACUUUCUUUGCUAAAUUGUUAAUCAUUAAUUUUGGUACCAAAAAUUUGCAAUCUUUCACAUAUUUAUCAGUCUAUAACCCUAGUACACAUCUAGCUUUUCUUUUCCUCCUAAAAAUCCUUCCCACGAAACAAUUCUUAGAAGUAUCAUUUCUACAAUCAUGAAGGUCUCUCAUCCACUCUCUUUUUUUAGUACAAUUUUUCUUUCUCAUCUUGUUGCGGCUGGUCCGUUGUGGCGCAACGGAACAAGUAGGAACUUUAUACGAGGGGGUGAAAUGAAAAGGGAUAGCGUUACUCCCAUCGCGAUCACUAUUCUCCCUGGGACGGUCACUUCUUCGAUAAUUAGUUCUACAGCCCAAGCCGAAUCCACAUUGUCGAUAGAAGGCACCACCUCAUCCAGUGCAACAGAUUUUACUUCACAGUCGAGCAGCACUUCAGCUACGUCCAUAAUACAGUCAACGGAGGGAUCGAAAACGACAGAAUCAAAAAGCGAAACGAGUACUUCUAGCACAUCAUCGGACAAAGAUAGCGAAUCGAGGACUCCAUUGAGCUCUGCUACAUCCUCGCAACUAGCGUCUUCAAUUAUAUCGAGUAUAGGAGGUACAGCUCCAAUACGAUCAAGUAAAUUUUCAAAUACCGAAACCAUAGAUGGAAGCGUAAUUCCAACAGCAACAGAAUUAACUCUUACUCUUACUCCACCACUAAGCACGACGUCCACCGGGGAAUCUUCUACGAAAACUGAAACGUCAAGUCAGGGUACAUCUGGGUCACAAGCUGGUUCUCCCUCAUCGAGCCAGGUUUCUUUGCAGACUACAACGUUUGCGCCUCUUCCUACUAGUUUACCUGAGAGUAGUCUUACGGCAAAAGCUUCUUCAAUCUCAUUAGAUAGUUCGACACUGUCAAGUCUGAAUUCUGUUCAAACUACAACAUUCCCACCGCUUCCAACUACCUCUCCAAAGGCUACUACAACCCCAGAAAGCUCUUCGGGUGAAACUUCCGAGGAAUCUCCGUCAGCAACUCCAUCAUUCGUGCCGACAUUAGCGUCGAGUAUAUCGGUCGCACCAUUCGGUACUGGAAACUCAAGCACGGCAGCUACAAGAGAUCCGCAAAGUUCCGGUAAUUCGGAUCCGAGUUUUGGAUCCACGAUUGGCAUCACAACGGAAGCUUCUAGGAUCACUUCUCAAACUUCUAUAAGGGAAACUCUGUCACCUACCACGGUUUCAUCAAGCACUGCUAGAGCUUCAAGCUUGGUGGAAAGUGUCGUUUCGACGAAGGAGACUUCAAAGGUUACCGCUCAACCGCAAAGCACUAUCGUGCAGUCUAGUGUGGUGGCGACUCAAGACUUAGGAUCUACCACAGGAGCAUCUGACCAGAGCAUUACUUCUCAAACCUCAAUAACUGGAGGUCUGUCUCAGGCGACAUCGAUUGAUUCUUUACAGACAACAUUUGUAUACGUAACCACAGUUGUUCCAUCUUCAACUCUUGGAGUUAUCCCAUCCUCCUCCUUUUUAUCCAAAACCUCAACUUCAUCUACACAAGUAGAAACCACAAAACUUGAAUCUUCAACGUCUUCACUCUCUUCGGCAGCAAUAACCAUCAAGACAACCGAGGUCUCUUCGUUUUCCUCGUCCUCGGAGCCACAAACUACAAUUUUCCCCGAACUGCCCACUACACAACCUGCUAGCACAGCAGAGAUUCUCGUAACAACCGUAACAUUAUCAAGUAAAACAAGAGAAUCGUCUUCUAGCACCACAAGAAUAUCCACUGCUACAUCCUCCAUCAAAGAAACCACAACCCAAGAAUCUAUCCUCCUACCUACCACCCAGAUCACUACAGCUGAUAUCCCCAAGACUACUGAAAUAGCCAGCACUAUAAUCAUCAGUGUAAACACUGCAGAUUCGAAUAAUGGAGCUGUAACUGUAUUGACUAUCAUUCCUGUUACUGCUGGUUCAGGUUCAGGUUCAGGUUCUGGCAACGACAUUGGCAUUACCAAAACCAAUGAUGGAAACAGCGGCGCAACCACAUCCAUAACCAUCAUCAACGCCAGUCCCACUGCUACCACAACAGCCGGAGGUAAUGGCCUAGCGCAGACUACACUUACUCUUUCGCCCACUUCUCCGACUCCCAUACGCACGUCUAUUUCUAUAUCUACAAGUGCGAUAGAUGAUGGGUUGAGAACAACGACGUUGAGUAUUUCACCACCGAAGGAAACGAUUAUUACUAGUGCGCCUGCAGCGACGACUACGAGCGCGGCAGAGAAUAUUUGUUUGGGGGUGGGAGGGGAUGGGAAACUUACUAGUAUGAGUAGCUGUGUGGGUGGCGCGACGGAGACGGUGAGUGUGACGGUUACGGCAAGAGAGACGGUUACGGUUAGGGGGUAGAGUAUGGGGAUGAGUGAUAGGGGUGUCAUUGGGGAGGGUGGAGUGGAGUGAUGAAAUAAGUGAAUGAAUGAAUACACGAACAAAAAGUGAAAAUGAGGGGGGGGGGGGGGAAAGGAAGAGAAAAAAUUGACAACUUGGCGUUUGGAUAUUGGAUACUGGAUAUCGGAUAGAUGGGGCAGUAUGUAAUGGACCGAAGGAAUUGAAUUGAUUUAUUUAGAGAUUUCAUGUUAUGAUGGAUUGAAGAAAGAAUUGUGUGUAAAUCGUAUAGGGUGAUGAGAGCUUGAAUGACUACA
Molecule: messenger RNA, 2726 nt
Organism: Botrytis cinerea B05.10
Lineage: Eukaryota; Fungi; Ascomycota; Leotiomycetes; Helotiales; Sclerotiniaceae
Exons: 2
Coding region: 214-2433 (739 amino acids)
Source: RefSeq, a predicted model, not a curated record